AUGUGGCAGAGCAGUCCAAGUGUGAAGGCCCUGGGAGGGCAGAAGAUCCUGAAAGUCCAGUGCAUGAAGCUGAAAAUCUGGCACAUCACUGCACAGACUCUGGACAAACAGUCACCUUUGAGCUGCAUGAUGCCAAACCCUGACUCCUGGACCCAGACUCCUCACAGUGUCUUGUUGCUGGCCCUCCUGCUGAGACUCACAGGAGCAGCUGCACAGGAGACUCUGAAGGUGAUUCAGCUUAAGAAGUCAGUGUCGGUUGCUGCUGGAGGGAAGGUCACUCUGAACUGCACUGCAACAUCCCUGUACCCUGUGGGACCCAUUGAGUGGUUCAAGGGUGUAGGACACAGCCGAGAGGCAGUAUUCAGGUUCACAGGAGAGCACUUCCCCAGAGUCACAAAUGUUUCAGAUGUUUCAAAAAGAAACAACCUGGACUUUAGCAUCCGCAUCAGUAACAUCACCCUAGCAGAUGCUGGUACCUACUACUGUGCGAAGUUUCAGAAAAUAGGCUCUGACAACAAGGAGAUUCAAUCUGGAGGAGGUACCGAGUUGUCUCAGCGGCAUACUCCAGCAGGUAGAGAUACAGGGGCCAACAGCAGGGCCACACCUGAGAAGACAGUGAGCUUCACUUGCAAGUCUCAUGGCUUCUUUCCAUGGAACAUCACCCUGAAGUGGUUUAGAGAUAGGAGUGAGCUCUCUCGCUUCCAUACCACUGUGGAGCCUUCAAGAGGAAUCAUCUCAUAUAGUGUCUCCAGCAUGAUCCAGGUGGUGCUGGGUCCUGGGGAUGUCCAGUCUCGGCUCAUUUGUGAGGUGGCCCAUGUCACCUUGCAAACAGGCCCUCUUCGUGGGACUGCCAACUUCUCUGACACAAUCUGAGUUCUGCCAACCUUGAAAGUCAGUCAACAGCCAACACUGGUAUGGAGUCUGAUAAAUAUCACCUGCCAGGUGAAGAGGUACUACCCACCGAGCCUCCAGGUGAUCUGGUUGGAGAAUCAAAAUAUGUCCCGAACAGAAGAGGCUUCCACCCUCAGUGACAAGGAUGGCACCUACAACCGGAUCAGCUGGCUUUUGGUGAAUGCAUCUGCCCAUAAGGAGGAUGUAAUGCUCACCUGCCGGGUGGAACAUGAUGAACAACCAGCAGUCACUAGAAACCAUACCCUGGUGGUCAGGGCAUACCAGGAGAAGAAGGGUAUGGACACUACCCCUGGAUUGGAAGCUUUACCUACUGCUGUCCUUGUGCCUCUGCUCCUUGGCCACAAGAUGCUACUGGUGGUUGGUGUGUCUGCUGUCUACAUCAACAGGAAGAAGAAGACCUGA
Nannospalax galili (Upper Galilee mountains blind mole rat) is the source of this 1314-nucleotide messenger RNA. Its product is annotated as signal-regulatory protein beta-1-like. Gene Ontology annotation, biological process: positive regulation of T cell activation; positive regulation of phagocytosis. NCBI's taxonomy places the organism in Eukaryota, Metazoa, Chordata, Mammalia, Rodentia, Spalacidae. Gene Ontology annotation, cellular component: plasma membrane. The record is from RefSeq and is a predicted model, not a curated record.